AUGUUGGGUGCCAUUGCAAGAUUGAAGCAUUACCUAGUAGUCAUUUCUCUAAUUAAACGAAUCGAAUCAUUUGGUAUCUCUCCUGAUGUUUAUACUCUUAAUAUUUUGGUUAACUGCUUCUGCCAUUUGAAUCGAGUAGAUUUUGGGUUUUCUGUCUUGGCAACAAUUUUGAAACUUGGUCAUCACCCAAACUCUAUUACUCUAAACACCCUUGUCAAGGGGCUCUAUCUUCAAGGUAACAUUGCUGGAGCUGUGAGGGUGGUAGAAGAAAUGGAGAAGACUGGGUAUAAGCCUAAUGCAAUUACUUGUGGAACAAUACUAAAAGCUCUGUGUAAGAUUGGACAGACUAGUAUGGCUAUUGGUUUGCUUAGGAAGAUGGAAGAAGGGAAUUUUGAGCUUGAUCUGACAAUGAAUAACACAAUCAUUGAUAGUUUAUGUAAGGAUAGAUUGGUAACUGAGGCUUUGAACCUUUUAUCUGAAAUGAGGAGUAAAGGCUUUCAACCGGACGUUAUCACUUACAAUUCCUUAAUUCAAGGCUUAUGCAAUUUCCACUGGUGGAGAGAGACUAUUACUUUGUUGAAUGAGAUGACACAGAGGAAGAUCAUGCUAAGUGUGAGGACCUUCAGCAUAUUGGUGGACACAUAUUGCAAAGAGUGUUGA
Messenger RNA from Quercus lobata, 660 nucleotides. RefSeq names its product putative pentatricopeptide repeat-containing protein At1g12700, mitochondrial. The transcript has a single exon. Gene Ontology annotation, molecular function: protein binding. NCBI's taxonomy places the organism in Eukaryota, Viridiplantae, Streptophyta, Magnoliopsida, Fagales, Fagaceae. The record is from RefSeq and is a predicted model, not a curated record. The coding region runs from base 1 to 660 and encodes 219 amino acids.